AUGCCCAGCGUACACGUGGUAUUUAGACAACUGCAAAAGAAACGCCACGACCGCAAUGUGAUGGUGGAGGAAGUGUGUAGUUUAACUUUUCGGUUAACAGAUAAUAUAGUACUCUCAUUCCAGAUUGUUACGCUACGAUGGUUUGGGAUCAGUAUCGGCUUUGAUCACAUUGUCAAUGAACACAUCAAAAAAUGUACUACUUUGAAUGUGUGCGAGGACUUCAUUUGGCAGUACCUUCGUUCGGAGUUACUUCAAGCGAACCAGUUGUGGUCGUCGCACAGAAAUCUUCUCCAACUACUAAUGAAGAAAUAUUUCUGCUACGUGCAAGAAUUGAUGGUUCCUGUCGCCUUUUUCUCAGAAAUGCACUCGAUUCUGGAAGCCACCUAUGCGUCAGAUUCCGGUACGGUGGCAAUGCCUCAGUUGACCAGAAUUACAGUGAAUAUAGGAGAAGAAUGGGGAAAGUUGUUGAUGUCUCACAUUUAUGACAACUUGAAGAUCAGGUGCGUUCUUUGA
Cooperia oncophora is the source of this 513-nucleotide messenger RNA. The record is from the annotation of a GenBank genome assembly. NCBI's taxonomy places the organism in Eukaryota, Metazoa, Nematoda, Chromadorea, Rhabditida, Trichostrongylidae.